AUGGCGGCUACAUCACGUAAGACCGAUUGCACCGGCAUCAAAAUGCUGCACUCAAACAAAGCUGGCCAAGAGUCCAAGCCCGAAACUCUUGUCCAAAAGGUGCUAUCAUGGCCGGUCUACGAUAUCUUGACCUGCAAGCGGACCUCUAUUGAGGUGAAGGAAAUCCUGAAGGAAUUUCAAACUUGCAAGCACUAUACAGAAGCAUUUCGAAGUUCAAUGCUAGAGGAAAUCUUUCAUCAAAUCGAAUCGGCCAUGGUUACCAUAUCCAAAGGCAUAGAUGUGCAUUAUUAUGGUAGGAACCUAGACUGUGAUAUGCCAAAUAAAUACAGUGUCAAGCUCUGUCUACCCAAGGGGAAGAAUUCGCCAAUAACAAGUGAUGUCAUGCUAUUAUCAGCAAGGAAUUUAGAGUCUAGGGAUCAAAUCCUCAAGGACAAUUCCUUUUGCACAAUCCUAGUAGUUACGUGGAUGGCUAAGAAUCCUAGAGUUCUUGUAUGUGAUCCAACGAACACAGCUCUAGGGCAAUUGACUCGUCAACUUGUUUCUCUAUUAGAGAACUCAUCUGAAGCCGAAUCAAUUCAGGACAUCAUUCUGUUGGGUAAUGAGGAGCGUCUGAAGGUGAAGGAAGAUAAAGAUCUGUCAAAACUGAUCGGCAUGCUGCAGGGAGCAGCAGCAGCAGCAACAGCCGUGGACGGCAACGGCAAGGGCGGCGGCGGCGGCACCAACCCCAGCACCGCCCGGCAGGCGGCGGCUUUGCCCCUGAAGCUCCUCCGCCCUCUCCUCCUCGUGGCGGUGCUCGGCACGGGGUUCCUCGCCGUCCUGGUCCUGCUCCUUGGCGGCACCGCCUACUCGUCCAUGCUCCCGCGUCUCCCCGCCGACGCGGACGCCCUGCCGGCGUCGGUGGGGAAGGCGCCGCUGGAGCUGCUGUGGGCGGCGUCGUGGCGGCCCAGCGUCCGGCGGUACCCGUACCGGCGGACGCCCAAGGUGGCCUUCAUGUUCCUCACCCGCGGCCCGCUGCCGCUGGCCCCGCUCUGGGACCGCUUCUUCGCCGGCGCCGGGGACGUGGGGCUCUUCACCCUAAUACAGAUGCCGGUGGCUGCGUGGGGCGAGGCGAGCAUGCUGGACGCGGAGCGGCGGCUGCUGGCGAACGCGCUGCUAGACCCAGCGAACGAGCGCUUCGUGCUGCUCUCCGAGUCGUGCGUGCCGCUCUACGGCUUCCCGGCGCACUACCUGCCGACGGCGCUCUCCAUCGAGGCGCCUGCGCGGAUCGCCAACCGCAGCGUCACGUGGGUCGACUGGUCCCGCGGCGGCGCGCACCCGGCCACGUUCGGGGAGAAAGACGUCGACGAGGCGUUCCUGAAAUGGCUCACGGCGGCGCCCGGGAAGCGCCAUGGGAACUGCACCUACAAGUACAACGGCCAGCCGGCGGAGGUGUGCUUCCUGUUUGCUAGGAAGUUUGCGCCCAGCACGCUGCGGCCGCUGCUCAGGCUCGCGCCCAAGUUGCUCGGAUACGGCUGA
This is a messenger RNA of Miscanthus lutarioriparius, 1515 nucleotides long. Lineage: Eukaryota; Viridiplantae; Streptophyta; Magnoliopsida; Poales; Poaceae. The record is from the annotation of a GenBank genome assembly.